This is a messenger RNA of Eremomyces bilateralis CBS 781.70, 532 nucleotides long. RefSeq lists its product as uncharacterized. The transcript has a single exon. The record is from RefSeq and is a predicted model, not a curated record. Lineage: Eukaryota; Fungi; Ascomycota; Dothideomycetes; Eremomycetales; Eremomycetaceae. Bases 224 to 499 code for a protein of 91 amino acids.
ACAUGAUAAUGGCGUUUGUCUUGUGAGCGCUAUGGGGUAGCGGACGGUGCAAUCGCAUGGUCGAACUGAGCAGCCGAAGGCUAAGGAGAGACAAGGACAAAGUUUUCCAUUAAAAGCAUCCAUGUCACAUAUCACGGCCUGAGGGUCAGCAAUAGAAGACUUGGUAGCUCUCUGCCAAUUCUAAAAGAAGUUAUAUUACGAUCAGAAGUGACAGUGGCCAGGAAUGGUCGAGGUUUCAUUGCGUCUACCUAUAUGGAACCACCCGCUUGCAACCGGACAGAUACCAGAAUCUGGACCGUCGGCCAUGUAUUACGGGACUGCAACAUCACCAGAACUCACGAUCACCAUGUUGGACCAUAAACUUUGGAAUGAAUUGUAUUUCUAUCGACUCCGCUUGUGCGUGGAAAUGGGUAUAUAUAACCACCAUGGCUUGCUCCGAAUGUGCCCAAACCAACGCUCUGCGUGGUGGGAAUCCCGCAAUGAGCCUUGCAUGAUGUGAACCAGUCGAGAAAUAGACAGCGCUGCCAGCGCG